AGAGACACGGCAGCAUGGCCGGCCAUUGAGCUCCUGCAGGUUGCGCAGGUCGGGCCCACCCCCGCACCCAUCCGGCGUCGAGGGAAGCUGUACGCUCGCACCCUCGAACUCGUGCGCCCCAAAAAGCCAGCGUUCGAGCCCCCGGGAUCGCUCCGCGCCCCCCCUGUCCUCAUUUGUUCCGGGCCUGACUCGCCCCGGGCGUGGUCCCCGCGCCGCCGCCCGCCUCGCCGCUCGUUCGUAACCCGCGGCCGCGACCCGCGGGCACGUGCGACGUCGCCAUGUCGUCGAUGAUGCAGUCCGACGGCGCGGGCGACAUGGACAUGGACGAGCUCUUCGACCGGCACCUCGAGCAGAACGAGGGCGAGGGCGUCGACGGCUUCGAGGAGGACGACCUCGCGCCGUCCGACGGCGGCCACGGCGGGCCCUACCGCGGGGGCGCGCCCUUCGACGAGCUCGACGAGGACGGCGACGACGACGCGUCGAUGGAGGACCUCGAGGAGUACAGCAACGCCGAGUACAUCCCCGGGUCGUCGUUCCAGCCCCACUCGUCGACCUUCGGCGCGUCCUGCAGCUCCGGGCGGCCGUCGCCGGGCGCGUCCGCGGCCGGCGGCUCGCCGGGCGGCGGCGGCGGCGCGCCGCUCGGCGGCGGCCUCGGCGGCGCGCCGGACCCGUUCGGGGGCGUCGCGCCCGGCGGCGGCGCCUCCGGGCCCUGGGAGCCCGGCGGCGCGCCCCCGGGCCUCGGCCGGGGCGCGCUCCACGUCGACGAGAUGCAGCACAAGGGCCUCAAGCGCGCCGCGAGCUCGGAGCUGCCGCCGGGGAGCCUCCCCGCGUCGUCGCUCGGGCGGAGCGGCGAUUCGGGCGACAGCGGCGGCUUCCGCGCGCCCUGCGUCUCCGACUUCAAGACCAUCCGCGUCAUCGGCAAGGGGUCCUUCGGCAAGGUCUUCCUCGUGCGCCACGUCCGCGCGGGCACGAUCUUCGCGAUGAAGGUGCUCAAGAAGGAGAACAUCGUCAAGCGCAACCAGGUGGAGCACACGAAGACGGAGCGGAGCGUGCUCGCCUACGUGCGCCACCCCUUCGUCGUCGGGCUCCACUCCGCGUUCCAGACGGCGGAGAAGCUCUUCUUCGUGCUCGACUACUGCGCGGGCGGCGAGCUCUUCUGCCACCUCCAGAAGCUCGGCAAGUUCGCGGAGCCCCGCGCGCGCUUCUACACGGCGGAGCUCGUCCUCGCCCUCGCCCACGUCCACGCGCUCGGCGUCGUCUACCGCGACCUCAAGCCGGAGAACGUGCUCCUCGACGCGCGCGGCCACGUGCGCCUCACGGACUUUGGGCUCUCCAAGGAGGGCGUCACGGCCCACGCCAAGGGCGCCCACUCCUUCUGCGGCACGCCCGAGUACCUCGCGCCGGAGAUCCUCGCGCGCCGCGGCCACGGCCGCGCCGUCGACUGGUGGAGUUUGGGCGCGCUCCUCUACGAGAUGCUCACGGGCCUGCCGCCCUUCUACAGCCGGGACCGCGAGAAGCUCUUCGAGGGCAUCAAGAGCGGCGACCUGAGCUACCCGGCCUACCUCAGCGGCGACGCGCGCGGCCUCCUCGCCGCGCUCCUCCACCGCGACCCCGCGGAGCGCCUCGGCUCGGGGCCGGGCGACGCCGACGAGAUCAAGGCGCACGCCUUCUUCGCCCGCGUCGACUGGGACGCGCUCCUCGACGGCGCCGUCGCGCCGCCCUGGCAGCCCCAGGUCGUCGGCAGCCUCGACACGUCCCAGUUCGACCGCGAGUUCACGAGCCUCCCCAUCCACUCGCCGCCGAGCCGCACGGCCGCCGCGCGCUACGACGGCGGCUCCGACGACCAGACCUUCGCGGGCUUCACCUACGCGCCCCGCCGCCAGCUCCACCCCUCCGCGCGCGGCCCCGGCAAGCAGUCCAAGCGCUGAGGGCCGCGCGCCGAGGCCCGCGCGCCGCCGCCCGCCGGCCCCGCGCGCCGACGCCCUUCUUCCUCGUCCGCCCCGCGACGCAGCCCCUCUUCGUAACAUAUCCCGCCGGC
Messenger RNA from Aureococcus anophagefferens, 2038 nucleotides. RefSeq lists its product as hypothetical. Lineage: Eukaryota; Pelagophyceae; Pelagomonadales; Pelagomonadaceae. The coding region runs from base 279 to 1928 and encodes 549 amino acids. Gene Ontology annotation, biological process: protein phosphorylation. Gene Ontology annotation, molecular function: ATP binding; protein serine/threonine kinase activity. The transcript has a single exon. The record is from RefSeq and is a predicted model, not a curated record.